Molecule: messenger RNA, 774 nt
Organism: Stylophora pistillata
Lineage: Eukaryota; Metazoa; Cnidaria; Anthozoa; Scleractinia; Pocilloporidae
Biological process (GO): regulation of apoptotic process
Molecular function (GO): protein binding
Source: RefSeq, a predicted model, not a curated record
UACAAUGCGCAGUGUCUCCUAAUUUAUUGGAAACUGUGAGCUUCAGUCAUGGCUUUGCUUACAGUGACUUCAAGACUAAAACCAAUUGAGAAUAGAAAAGGGGUGUUGAAAUAUCAGCUUCCGCCUGUGUUUAAGGAGUUUGUAGUUGGGUGUGUGAGAGAUUUAAGUAUUGAUGAUCGAGCUGCGUUUUGGUUUUGGUGCUUUGGUGAUGUUCCGGUGUCGAAGUUGGAUGUGAACCUCGAAAGUGAUCACGACAUUUUCAAGUUGUUUGUGGUUCUUGUUCAGGAGAGUACACUGUCAGCUAAGGAUGUAUCGUUUUUGGAACGGAUUCUAUCUACGAUAGGUCGAAAGGAUUUGCUUCAGAGGCUUAAGCAGGUUGAGUUACGUAUGUUUAUCGGUAACAUAGUCGAAGGUUACGUCAGGUUGCGAGCUUUUGCUCACCAAGAUGGCGGUGCAUUGGAAAGUGCUAGCUGUUCGGAUACGCCUAUUGAUCUCUUAGUGGAAACUAAAACACGGAAUAUGGGUUUGAUUGAGGAAAUUUUGGAUCAGUUCAGCGAGGUUGUUGUUGAUGGUGACUUUCUGCAGAUUUGUAACGAAAUUAUUCGUUCUCAUCUAUCUUGGUCUGGCUUUGUGGCUUACUUAGUGAUCAUUGGUGAAUUGUAUAGUCUUCAUUCUGUUGAUGUGGCGGUAUCGGAGGGGUAUUACGUUUGCGCCCUCAGUGGAACGAAAACAAGUCAGUUGCUAGCCGAAUGGAUUUCAGAAAAUGGUGGAACU